Messenger RNA from Alnus glutinosa, 2026 nucleotides. RefSeq names its product auxin-responsive protein IAA26-like. Lineage: Eukaryota; Viridiplantae; Streptophyta; Magnoliopsida; Fagales; Betulaceae. The transcript has 6 exons. Gene Ontology annotation, biological process: regulation of DNA-templated transcription. The record is from RefSeq and is a predicted model, not a curated record. Gene Ontology annotation, molecular function: protein binding. Gene Ontology annotation, cellular component: nucleus. Bases 653 to 1714 code for a protein of 353 amino acids.
GAUGUUUGGGAUAGCGCAGCACAGCACGCUUUGUUGCUUCCUGAGCUGAACGACCUAACGUUUUUUAGGGGGCUCUGGUUGCGUGCGUAAGGCUCUAAUUCCGCUUCCUGUUUUGGGCUCUUGAGUGAAGGGGAAUCUCUCUGGUUCUUUCAUCCUCCUCUUUUUCGCCUCUUCCAAAUCACCGUCUGUAAACCUCUAUAUAUCAAGAGAGAGAAAGAGAAAUAAGGAGAACCCACUAGGCGUGCAAAUAAAAAGUUUUUAAAAGAGAAAAGCCAGAUAUCAAUCCCAUGCUAUUAUAGCUCCCUCUAAUCUCUAUCUUUGCUUUCGGGUUGUUAUUCUUAUUGGGUUUUUCUUUCCCUUUGGUGGGGUUUCUCUUGGGUUUUAAAAAUCUUGCGCUUUGGGUUUAAGUCUUGAGGUGUUGGUUUCAAGGAUUUUCAUGGGCUGAAGCUCUUAAGGUUUCUGGGUGUUUCUUAGUUUCCCUCUGUUUUCUGCAUUUUCUCUCUGGAUUUUCGAUUCAGGAGCCAAAAGAUCGGGUUUAUUUUUUAAUGAUUCGAGGAUGUGGGUCUUCUUGGUUUUGAGCUCUGGUUAACAUAUUAGUUUGAAAUCUUCUUGUUUCUGAUCGACAAAGUUGUAGAGUAAAGGUGAUUUAGCGAUGGAGGGGUCUUCAAGAAGUGAGGUCUGUCCUCAGUUGCUAGAUUUGAUUCCCAAACAGGGGGAGUGGAUUGCAAACAGAGACGGAGAAAGAAGGCAUGGCCUUUCAGAGGAGAAAAAGCUGGAGCUAAGGCUUGCUCCACCUGGUGAAGACUGGUCUGUGAAAGACAACACAAAGACAAACCAUAGAGACAGAGAUGAGUCUCUAUUCUCUCUUGCAUACUUCUCUCCUAUGGCUUCCAUGAACCAUAACACUAGCAUCAACAACAACAGCAAUGGAAGCACUGUUUUCUCAUCUCCGUGGUCGUCUUCAGCUUACCAGGGACAGACCCAGCACAAUCACCAGCAGACAAAAGCUCCGUCAUUUCUUCAGUUCCCUUCAACCCCUCAGAGCUUGCCUGUUAUGGCUCAGGAAGCAUCACAGCCCUGUUGCACUAAAGUGGUCGACUUGCAGAGUUCAGAGAAGAAAACAUUUUCACCAUCUUCUGCAAAGACAGCUGUACCCAACAGCUCUCAGAAAAGGACUGCUCCAGCUCCAGUGGUGGGGUGGCCUCCAAUUCGUUCAUUCAGGAAGAAUCUUGCUAGCAGCAGCUCUUCAAAACCAGCUCCAGAGUCGCAAAAUGCGGCCCCAGACAAGACUGCCACUAAAAAACCGGUUGAAACUUGCGGCAAAGGCCUGUUCGUGAAGAUCAAUAUGGAUGGAGUGCCUAUUGGGAGAAAAGUGGAUCUCAAGGCCUAUGACACCUAUGAGAAACUCUCCUCUGCUGUUGAUGAACUCUUCAGGGGCCUGCUUGCAGCUCAAAGAGAUUCCUGUGCUGGUGGAGUCCACCAGAAGAAGCAAGAGGAAGAGAAAGCGAUUACGGGUUUACUGGAUGGAAGCGGCGAGUAUACUCUUGUUUAUGAGGAUAAUGAAGGAGACAGGAUGCUUGUUGGGGAUGUCCCAUGGCACAUGUUUGUAUCUACCGUGAAGAGGCUGCGCGUGUUGAAGAGCUCUGAACUUUCUGCACUUACCCUUUGCAGCAGUAAGCAAGACAAGGUGCCUCUUGACUCUCCAAUGAAGUGAGGAGGGGGAAGAGAAAUGUUUCUCCGUGGAAUCCUUGCUGAAGUUUGAGGGAGAUUUGAUUUCCGUUUCCAUUUUGACAUUUUGGUGCAUAUUUUCGUUGGUCAAGAAAAGAAGAAAAAUUUUCAGCUCACAAAAAAGUCCCAAGUGAUGUUUCAUGGAUGGUUUUUGUUUUCUGUCGAGGCUUCCUCCUCCUCUAUUUGUAGAAAGUUUUUUUUUUUUUUUUUUUUUGAAGAAAAACAGCCAGACAAAUGUUGUUCUGAUGAUGCACUAUUGAGUAACAAGUAACUUGUGAUGUUUUUGGUUUUGUAUUUA